AUGGCUCAAAGGCUGCUGGACUCUUCCACUGAUGUUCUCAUACCUUUUCUUUAUGAGGAAUUGUUUCUUUUUAGUUGAUGAAAGACGCUUUGAAAAGGUUGAGAAAGCUCCGCGAGGCCGACGUCCCUCUGAUAGUUUCGCAAAGAGGAGCCGAGCUCAUUUUUCUUGUGGUUGGUAUCUCGAUGAUAGCUAUUCUGGUGGUUGUUCGCUUCUUUAUUCGUAAGUUCUUUCUCUGCAUUUCUUUGAUAAACUCAAGAACUGCUUCUAUCAUGAUUUUCUCAUUUAAUCAAACCAAUAAGUAAAAGCUUCGAAGUUUUUAUGAACGCAGAUAGACUGGAUCCUCUGCAUCCUGGAGUGAUUUUGUCUUCGAAGAAAAUGACUGGUUCGCUGGACGAAGUCGUCGAAAAAGAAGAUUCUCUUCUCUCUCUUGACGCACAGCUCGAUUUCUUCGCUGAGGGGAAACGUCGUCGUCGAGGAAGACAGUGA
Caenorhabditis auriculariae is the source of this 486-nucleotide messenger RNA. The record is from the annotation of a GenBank genome assembly. Lineage: Eukaryota; Metazoa; Nematoda; Chromadorea; Rhabditida; Rhabditidae.